Messenger RNA from Ostreococcus tauri, 810 nucleotides. Its product is annotated as Mog1/PsbP, alpha/beta/alpha sandwich. The transcript has a single exon. Lineage: Eukaryota; Viridiplantae; Chlorophyta; Mamiellophyceae; Mamiellales; Bathycoccaceae. The coding region runs from base 1 to 810 and encodes 269 amino acids. The record is from RefSeq and is a predicted model, not a curated record.
AUGGCGUCGAUGCGAACGACGAUGCGAACGACGGCGACGACGGACGCGGGGUCGGGACGACGCACGCGGCGUGGACGCGGUGCGACGACGCGCGCGGAGGCGAAAGAUGAAGAUGAAGAUGCGCGAUGCGUCGCGGUGACGAGACGGCGCGCGCUGGCGCGCGCGCUGGGGGCGGUGAUCGUCGUCGGCGCGCGAGGGGGCGAGCGGGCGCGCGCGGAGGGUGAGACGCGAGAGGUGGUGGUCGAGGCGGUGGUGAACGAGCGGUGGAUCGCGGUCCCGGCGAAGUUUCGAGUGCCGUCGUCGUGGAGCAAUCGACCGGGACAGCGGGCGAAGCGAGAGAAGUACGUGAUGUACACCGAUACGUACGGGCCGAAUUAUCGGUACACGACGUCUCUGCCAAAAUUUUUGAACGACGGCGCCGCGGCGGCGGAGUCCGUGCAGUUGGUCGUGCAGUCAAAGGAGGGAUUGGAAUCGAUCGAGGAUCUGGGACCGCAGACGAAGAUUGAUCCGGCGCGCGCUUUUGGGAUCGAGAUCGACGGUCUCGUCGCGGCGGAUGUGAAGAAAUCAAACGUCAGGAGCGCAAAGGGGGGGCAGACGUACUACGAGUGGGAGCUAGAUAACGGCGCCAAGUCGUUCCUGUUGUCCGCUUGCGUCUCCGGCGGUGGGUUGUACGCGUUCGUCGUGGAGGUAGAUUCCACGCAGUUUGAAGCCAGUACGGGCGCGUACACGGCGGUACUCGAAUCGCUGGAUAUUCCACGCGUAGAGGAGUCGCGAAACGACAUGUCGAGUCGCAUUUAUGAGAACCGAUAG